UAGAAGGAGUAGAAAAUCCAGGUUUUCAAACGAACAAACUUACUUUGCAAUCUACGAAAAGAAUCUUCAUAGUCUAUUAAAUUUGUUAACUGCACUGUCUAACCAUCCAAGAUCAAAGCUGUCCCAUAAUUCUUGCCUCCUCCUCCUCCUCCUUUUUUCUGAGUUGUGGUUUUGGAAAACCAAAAUGGCAGCAGAGGCUAUUCUGGGUAUGAUUGCCCAGAAAGCCGCAGACAUAGUUGUUAAUCAACUCAUCAAAGAAAGUUCUUGCUUGUCUCAUGUGAAAGAAGACCUCCUUUGGAUUGAAACUGAGAUGAGACGGAUUCAAUCCUACUUAGAAGAUGCUGAAGCCAUGCUUCCGAAAACAAAACGAGUAUCCAACUUCAUAAGGGAUAUCUGGGACCUUGCUUAUGAUGUCGAGGACAUUAUCGACACAUACUUUCCCAAAAUGAGAUCAAGAAGGAGCCGUUGGGAGGGGCUUCUUGGGUGCAGCAACUUGACAACUGCCCGUCGCUUUGCUAAAGAUGUUGAAGGCAUCAAGAAAAGGGUGGAUGACAUCACAAAGGCCAGAGAAACUUUUAAAAUUGAUGAAAGCCGCCGUACCCGAGAAGUAGAUACAUGGGAUCCAAGACGAACUUUCCCUCACGUUGAUGAACCAAAUGUUGUUGGUUUCGACGAUCUAAUCAAAGAUUUGGCGCAAAAAGUCCUCGGCGGGGAUUUACAUCAUCGCAUGGUGUCUAUUAUUGGCAAUGCUGGUCUGGGAAAGACGACUCUUGCCAGGAAAGUUUACAACUCUGUUCGACAGCAUUUUCGCCGCUCAGCAUGGAUUUGUGUUUCUCAACAGCCAAACUAUAAAGAGCUUUUGCGAGACGUAGCCAGACAGGUGGGCUUGGAGGAGGAGAAGAUAGAGCAGGAUGUUGAGGCCAACCUGUUUGCAUUCUUAAGCAGAAAAAGGUACGUGAUAGUGAUAGAUGAUAUUUGGCAUACCAAGGCAUGGGAUGCUUUAAAGGUUGGCCUUCCUACGAAUUCCGAGAAUGGGAGUCGAACAAUACUCACUUCUCGGAUUACAGACGUAGGUGUACACGCAGGUGGGGUGAACUCUAUUCUUGAGUUGAAACCCCUAGAACCUGAAACCAGUAGGGAACUAUUUUAUAAAACAAUUGUAUUUGAUACCCAAAACACUAUCAAAAUACAAGAUUCCCCGCAACUAGAGCACAUCGGCGAGCAAAUAUUGGAAAGAUGUGGUGGCGUGCCGCUAGCAAUUGUACUAGCGGCAGGUAUGCUAAAAUUAAAAGGGAGAUCCGAAAUCGCAUGGAAAAGGGUAUUAGAGGGCUUCCAGGGAAUGGGUCAAGAUAAAGACGAAUGGCCCGAUAUCUUUGCCUUGAGUUACAUUGAUUUGCCUCUAUAUCUCAAACCAUGCUUUCUAUACUUGGGACUUUUUCCAGAGGAUAGUGAAAUCAGGACGUUCGAGUUGAUUAAUUUAUGGGCUGCCGAGGGGUUUAUUAGAGGUAGUGGAGUGAGAGAGGUUGAGGAAGUGGGAGAUGACUACCUAAACCACUUGAUAGCGAGGAACCUGAUUCAAGUUGUUCGAAGGAGGUUCGACGGAAGGGUUAGAGUUGUCCGAAUUCAUGAUAUGUUGCAUAGUCUUUGCGUCAGGGAGGCUAAUGAGAUUAAUUUUUUUAACAUUCAUACGGAUGCGACGACAAAUUGUAACGCUACCUUGAAGUUACGUAGAGUCGCUAUCCAUGAUGGUGACAAUGGCCACUACCUUUAUUUAAAUCCGCAAACUUCCCAUGUUCGUGCUAUGUUGUGUUUUCUUCGUAAAACCGAAUGGAACAAAAGUGUUACUAAGAAUCUUCUCUCGGACUCCAAAUUUCUUCGAGUGCUUAGAAUUGAUGACGAUUAUAUGCCAAGGUCCCUUUUAACUGAGAUUUGCAAUUUAAGGCAAUUGACUUACCUUAAAUUGAGUUCGGUGAAUUUGGUAAGUGUAGAACUUCCUUAUGCCAUAAGCAAUCUGAAAAGUUUGCUAACUUUGGAUCUUCGAGGAUUAUGGUGUAUCUACCUUCCUGAUAAUAUUUGGAGUAUGAAUCAAUUAAGACACAUUUUCUUACCCGAUCUAUGCUAUCAUCUUCCAAUCCAUCGUCGGGUAAAUUGCUUGAAUUUGUCCCAUCCAGUUGAAUUUUCUUUGACAAAUCUCCAGACCCUAUAUGGGUUGCCUGGUGACAUUUUCAAGGCAGAUUGGUUGCAUAACUUUACCAAUUUGAGAACCUUGCGAGUCUAUAACCCGACCAAAGAUAUCAUGGAGGUAUUAAUUAUGGAUGUGACACCUGUAUCACACAAGCUUGAAACGUUGAGGUUGACCUCAUAUUCGGUGGAAGAAUGGGAAACUAAUUCUAUGAAUUUGUCUCGAUAUGAGAAUCUACGUAAGCUACAUUUGGAGGGUAUAAUGAUGAGGAAGUUGCCCCAACAUGACAAACUGCCCCCAAACCUCACCAAGAUUACCCUUGAGUGGAUUUGUUUGGAGAAGGACCCAAUGGAGACCCUAAAGAAACUACAAAAACUAAAGAUCCUCAAAUUGGGCUUCUUUUCAUACAUGGGGAAGAAACUAGUUUGCUCUGGAGAAUCUGGUAACUUCCCUCAACUCGAAGUAUUGGAAGUUGAAGGCUUGGACAAGUUGAAGUUGGUGGUAGUUGAGGAAGGAGGAAUGCCAAGACUCAAGGAUUUCCAGAUCAUCCAUUGCUAUCCAGAAACACGAAUCCCUGAUGGAAUGAGAAACAUAAUGAGGACUACCAUAUAGUUGGAUUCGAUCGAAAAAUACUAAGGGUGACAUAAUAAUUCACAUGUUGAAUAUAAAGGCUCUUGAUUCUUAUCUGGGACCUGUUUGUUCAACAACGUUGUUCUGCUCUUGUUAUUUGUGUGAUGUAUUCGAUUGUUGUUUGGUUGAUUUGUCCUAACAAGGAGUGUGUGUAUAUAUAUGGCUUUGUAAUUUUAAUUUUAAUACUUCUGUUGUGGUUUGAACUAAUUAUCAGUAUCCAAUAAAUUGUGUAUUUGUGUGUGCU
Messenger RNA from Rhododendron vialii, 3056 nucleotides. Its product is annotated as toMV resistance protein Tm-2(2)-like. Gene Ontology annotation, molecular function: ADP binding. Gene Ontology annotation, biological process: defense response to other organism. The coding region runs from base 185 to 2794 and encodes 869 amino acids. NCBI's taxonomy places the organism in Eukaryota, Viridiplantae, Streptophyta, Magnoliopsida, Ericales, Ericaceae. The record is from RefSeq and is a predicted model, not a curated record. The transcript has 2 exons.